Molecule: messenger RNA, 387 nt
Organism: Phytophthora sojae
Lineage: Eukaryota; Oomycota; Peronosporomycetes; Peronosporales; Peronosporaceae
Exons: 3
Coding region: 1-387 (128 amino acids)
Source: RefSeq, a predicted model, not a curated record
AUGUCUGGUAAGUAUGACUUCGACGAGGGCAAGGACAUGGAGGAUGCCGAGCCCACGGGCCUGCACCGCGCGGCGGCCUUCGAGGCGCUGGAGCAGAUGCUGGCGCUGCAGAGCGAGCAGACGGACUGGACCUUCAAGGUGUUCAAGUGCAUCGUCAAGCUCACUGUUGCCGUCGCCGCCGCUCUCGUAGUCACCGCUGCUCUUGGCCAGCGUCCCGAGCGCUACCAAGAGUUGCGGUCUACGAGCACGAACGCACCUGGAAUGGCGUACAAAGAGAACAAGGUGUCGGACAAGAGUGGCGUGGGCUUUGCGGGCUUGGUGGGGUGGCAGUCGACACGCAGCGGCUGGUGGACCUGCCCCGGCGCGACCAGGCCAAGGUACUUGUAG